UCGGCUGUGGCGUGGUUUGAAUGGUUAUCGCUGGUUCAAAGAGCAUCUCAAGACAGUCUUAUCCCGAGAUCCGGAACUUCUUAAAGUGGCACAGCAGGUUCGAGCUUGUGUCUCUCCUGCAAGUUCCGAAAACUUAAAACCAUUUUCUGCUCUGAAGUGAUGCGGAACCCCAUCUCAGGAUAGAAAAGCCAGUUUGCCCCCCCUCCCCCAUGUGCCUGGAGUCUCGGGAUUCGAACCCGUGGUCACCUGCCACCCAGGCUGCAACCCUAGAGCACCACCCUGUGGCCGAGCGGCUGCGAGGACUACAUUUCCCAGCAGGCCGUGUGAGGGUGCGCAUGCGCAGUAGCCCCGGGAGGUCAGCCUGAUGAUCCGGAUACCAGGCUGGGAUCCCGAAGAGUUGCUGAGUGUCCUGGAAGGACUGUCAGAGCGGAUCGCUCCAGCCCGGCCGGAGACGCGGGUACUGCGGCCCGCGCGGGCCCGGGCGGCUCCCGUGGGGCGGACCGAGGCCGGCGCCUGAGUUCUGGAGAAGGAGCCUGAGUUCCAAGGGCCCCAUGGGGAUUGAACCCGUCACCUGUAGGACCGUGGCUUGCUUGAGAGAUCUGCACCCAGAGCCCUUGUCUUCCAGCCCGGUGACGAUGCCGGCCUGAGCCUGGGUCCCAGGCAUGGAGUUCCUGCCAGCCUCCCAGCAUCCCCCUGGGCUCCCAGCCAUGGACCUGGAGGAACCCAAAGGCCCCGAGGUGCCCUCUGAGGACCACCCCCCUAGCUCCCAGGGGGCCUCUGGGCGGGGAGGACCUGUCCACCGCAGCGCGAUGGAGCUGGAGGCCUCGGGCGAGCAGGAGCUGGUCCGGCAGCUGGAAGCGCUUCCUGGUGACCUGGGUGGUCCGUCCCCAGAAGGAGACCCCUGUCCCCUCCACAUCGCCACUGGCCAAGGCCUGGCCGCCCGGGAGAGCGCCGACCCCGGAGGGCUGUUGUCCGCCGAGGCCGGCGGGGGUGACCUUCUGGGUCUGCUGAGGUGUGAGGCGUCUUCGCUGGCCCAGCCCGGGUCCCCAGACCCUCCACAGACCACGCCUCGCUUGCUGCAGCCGCCCGAGGACCCAGAUGGGGACCCGGGGUCCCCGGGGUGGAUGGAGGGGGUGUCGGCAGAGCCAGGCGACAGCCGGAGUUCCAGCAGCUCCCCGGAGCCCUGGCUGGAGACGGCACCGUUGGUGACCCAGCGAGAUCCACCUGUGGGUGCCCAGAGCCCCGAGACCCUGGCCGCAUGCCCUGCUGUCUCCGAGGUUCCGGGCCCCUGUGGACACGAGGAGCUCGUGGACGGCGUCCUCUUCGCCGCCAAGUACCUGGGCUCCACGCAGCUGCUGUCGGAGCGCAGCCCGCCGCCCAGCACGCGCAUGGCGCAGGCGCAGGAGGCCGUGGACCGCGUCAAGGCCCCCGAAGGUGAGACCCAGCCCAUGGCGGAAGUGGACAUCUUUAUCUCCACCAAGAGGGUCAAGGUGCUGGCCGCCGACUCCCAGGACGCCCUGAUGGACCACGCCCUGCAGACCAUCUCCUACAUCGCGGACAUCGGGCCGGUGCUGGUCGUGAUGGCCCGGAGACGGCUGGCCAGGAGGACCACGCCCCAGGACCGCGAACGGAGACUCUACAAGAUGCUGUGCCACGUCUUCCACUCGGAGGAUGCCCAGCUCAUCGCACAGGCCAUCGGCCAGGCCUUCAGCAUCGCCUACAGCCAGUUCCUGCGGGAGAACGGGAUAGACCCCAGCCAGGUGGGCACGCGGCCCUCGGCCGCCGCCAGCCACCCGCACAACGGUGACCUGGAUCACUUCUGCAACAGCCAGAACUGCAGGGAGGUCUGCAUCCAGAAGCGGCCCGGCGAGGGCCUGGGCGUCGCGCUGGUGGAGUCCGGCUGGGGCUCGCUGCUGCCCACCGCCGUCAUCGCCAACCUGCUGCACGGGGGCCCCGCCGAGCGCUCGGGGGCCCUCAGCAUCGGGGACCGGGUCACCGCCGUCAACGGGACCAGCCUGGUGGGGCUGUCCCUCGCCGCCUGCCAGGCCGCCGUGCGCGAGGUGCGGCGACACUCGUCGGUGACCCUGAGCAUCAUCCACUGCCCGCCGGUCACCACGGCCGUCAUCCGGCGGCCCCACGUGCGUGAGCAGCUGGGCUUCUGCGUGGAGGACGGCAUCAUCUGCAGCCUGCUGCGCGGGGGCGCGGCCGAGCGCGGGGGCGUCCGCGUGGGACACCGCAUCAUCGAGGUCAACGGGCAGAGCGUGGUGGCCAUGCCGCAUGCGCGCAUCAUCCAGCUGCUCACGGAGGCGCGAGAGAUUCACAUCAAGACCAUGCCAGCCGCCACCUACCGGCUGCUCACGGGGCAGGAGCAGCCCGUGUACCUGUGACCCCGCCCGCCGUGCCUUCGCCCCGCCGCCACCCCCGGCCCGCGGGGCCCCAAGCCUCAGCCUUGUGUGAUUUUUAAUGUUAAAAAAGAAAUUAAAGGUUUAUUAAAUGGU
Peromyscus maniculatus bairdii (prairie deer mouse) is the source of this 2498-nucleotide messenger RNA. It is a transcript of the gene Apba3, whose product is annotated as amyloid beta precursor protein binding family A member 3. Lineage: Eukaryota; Metazoa; Chordata; Mammalia; Rodentia; Cricetidae. Gene Ontology annotation, cellular component: cytoplasm; dendritic spine; plasma membrane. Gene Ontology annotation, molecular function: amyloid-beta binding; protein binding. Gene Ontology annotation, biological process: chemical synaptic transmission. The record is from RefSeq and is a predicted model, not a curated record.